AUGGCCACGGUUAUUCGUGUUAUUAUCCUUCUCCUCUUUAACACAACUACACUUGGCAUCCUCAUUACACUUCCCACACUUUUUAUUACAACAACACUUGCAGCAUUUGCCAGCACCCUGACAGCCACUGCCACUACUACAGUGACACGCAUCUCUACCACCACUAUCCUUACACCCCUUGCCUGGGUGAUUUGCUUCAUCAUACAUCUGAUGCGCCGCAUCCAAAAAGGUCCUGUGCGUGGCAUUUCAUUGAAGCUUCAGGAGGAAGAGCGUGAGCGCCGCAUGGACUUUGUUCCCGAACGUUCCGAGGUUGAUGUGCCUCUCAUCCAGGUUGACCAGGACACCGCUGACAUGUUGACGUUCCUCAAGUUGAACAUACCUAACGUAAAGGUUAUCACUGCCAACGUGCAUACUGAGGGCGUUCACCAGCGUUUCUGAAGGUCACGGUCGCCCGCCUCUAAAGCUGACAUCGGAC
This is a messenger RNA of Babesia bovis T2Bo, 475 nucleotides long. Its product is annotated as putative 40S ribosomal protein S17. The transcript has a single exon. Lineage: Eukaryota; Apicomplexa; Aconoidasida; Piroplasmida; Babesiidae. Gene Ontology annotation, cellular component: ribosome. The coding region runs from base 1 to 438 and encodes 145 amino acids. The record is from RefSeq and is a predicted model, not a curated record. Gene Ontology annotation, molecular function: structural constituent of ribosome. Gene Ontology annotation, biological process: translation.